AUGGCUACGGCAAAAUCUGAAGUUGCCGUGGUUGUUCGACUAGCUCCAAAGUAGGUUGGCUUCGAUGACCCAGGCAAUUUUCCGAUUAUUUCUAGAAAUCCCGUAGACCACCGGGACUGGAGAAGGGGUGAAGACGGCUUGCUGGUUGGUGUCGACAAAGAAGGAAAACAGCUCUGUUAUAAAUUUGGUAUGCUUCGAGAUUUUUCAUCCUCUUAUUUUUUCUGACACAAAGUUUUGAUUUUUAGACGAACUUUUUGAUCAAAGUCACGAAAACGCGGAUGUUUACAAAAAAUCUGUGAAGAGUUUGGUCGCGUCGGCCGUUGACGGCUUCAAUGUUACGGUGGCGGCUUAUGGACAAUCGGGCUCAGGUGAGAAAAAUUUGGGCGAUGCGAAAACUUGUGUCUCUAGGUAAAACCCACACGUUGCUGGGAACGGACACCGAAAAAGGAUUGCUGCAUUAUGCUGUUGAUAGUGUUUUCCAACACAUAGAGCAGGUUUGUUCAUGGCGCGAAUUUCAGCAAUCUUGAUCAUUUUUUGUGGUCAAAAAUACUGAGUUCUAUGUGAAUAGUGCUUGAGUAGAAGCUUGAAUCAAAAUUCAGUCAUUUUCGAAAAUUUUUUGAAUACUAAUCCAGAUGAAAGAUUACAUAGUUUUUAAUUUUUUUUUUAUCUUCAGAGGAAUCCUUACCUUCAUUAAAAUAGGUGAAAAUUUAAUUUAUGAAAAGAUAUUGACUCUCAAAUUUGAAUCUGAAGUGUUUUUUCACGCAAUGAAUGAAGCGAAUACAAAAAAAAUCUCAGACUUACAGACUGUAAGUUCAAUAAUAUUUUCCUCUGGAGAUGUUAUUUCUUUUCACUGAAAAAUGAAGAAAAUUUGAAGAGAAGUGAGAGAAAGUACUUACUUUCGCUCAUGUGCGUCGAGGUCUACAACGAGAACGUGCACGACCUGCUGUCGGAAAGCGACGUCGUCGUCAACCUGAAGCUCUUCGACAAACAGGACACCUGUUCUGUGAGCGGAGCUCUCGAACCGCGCGUCUCCAGCGUUUGCGACGUCUUCAAGCAUCUUUCUGUUGCCCUCGGUUCGCUCAUUUGCCUUCCGCGGACGAAAUUUCUGCAGAUCGGCGCAAAAUUGGCGCUACUGGCCUGAACAAUAAGUCAUCCAGGUCUCACGCUCUCUUUCAACUCACCAUCGAGUCUUGUGAUGGUAGUUUUUUUCAACUUGUUUUAUUCAAUAAAGAAUUAGGGCAAAGGCAACAAUGUGACGAAAAUACUUCCAGCACAAGUUCCAUCGGCGUUCACCGUCUCAAGACUGGUGUUCGUCGACCUCGCGGGGAGCGAAAACGCUAAAGCGGCCAACUCUACGCAGCAGUCAGUGGUAGGCCUUCUUCCACUAGAAAAGGGUGGGAGGCACAAGUUUGGGGCUAGCUCAUCUUCAAAUCUUGAAACGACUUCUCCAGUUAGUGAUAAACGGUUCAGGAAGGAGGCAAUAUCAACAAGUCCCUUUUGGCCCUCGGCACAAUAAUCAGCUCUCUUGCGGACGAAGGAAUGAAAAGUCAGGGGUUGGACUUCGUAAACUAUCCUUUUCCCUAUUUCAAUUGUCGAUGGUUUUAUUCACGUUUUUAGUUUGUCUUUUCGUACUUCCAAACUGACGCGUUUAUUGAAAACGGCGUUUGGGGGAAACUCGAAGACUUUGAUGGUUUGCUGCAUCCAUCCGACGCCGACGGCUCUCACCUCGUCCACACUCAAGGUUGUUUCUUUUCUUCAGUUUAUGGACCAACAGUAAGUCAUUUUCAGUUCGCUCGACAGGUCAAAAAAGUAAAGAACGAGCCGGUGAAGAACGAGUCGCAGAAUGAAAGUCACUUGGCACAGUAUCUCAAACAGAUUGAAGAUUUGAAAAAGCAACUGGCGGUCAGUAGUUUUUCUUUCAAGAUUCUUCAUAGUUUUAUUUGAUUUCAAACUUAAUUUCCUUACAGGAGAAGGACGAGCGCGAGACAAAAAUGCACAUUUUGAGCCUUCGGAAUGUGAUUCUGAACGAUCGGGAAGAUUCGGAAAACAAGCCUUUGCGCUCUUCCCGACGGCAUUCCAUCGCCACCGCCUCUUCAUACAAGCCUCUCUCCAAGUUCAUGCCGCCUCAAAAGCGGCACAAACUCGAGGUUCUUCAAGACUUGCCUGAGGUUCUCCCAGUCGUCCUUCUGACUCCAUCAACCUUUUCUUUGCAGAAUGUCCCGAGCAGCAGAAAUAGUCUGGAAAGCUUUGUCGACUUCAUGAGAAGGACGAGUGAGCCAGAAGGGCAUGAGUCGUUGGAGAAGUCCGAUGACAGUUCUGGUCAGGUCUGUGUGGCUUCCCUUACUCUUAUGAUUACUUUCGAUGAAGAAAAAAACAUGCUUGCCGUGUUUCCACUAGAAAAAGCCUGGCGGAAAACAGCUAGCUCAGAGCCAUGAACAAUUAUCAAACGAAAAGUUUAAAAAGUUUUCAAAUAAUUCGCCAAAAUAAUAGUUUCUUGCAGAUAGUUUCUUGCAGAUUUCUUGCAACUAAUUCGCCAAAAUAAUAGUUUCUUGCAAUAGUUUCUUGCAGAUAAAAACGUUUACCUUCUUGAAAAAUUUUUUUCAAAUGAAAAUUAGGAAAAACCUCCUUUUUUUCAAGUCCUGGGGUCCAAAAAAAGCCUACUGAUAAAGGUUUGGAGCUUCAGUCUCUUUUUUUGAAACCUUUUUCAUCUGCUAGUAAAAUUUAUUUCAAAUAGUUCUUAAAUUUUUCCUUUUAGAACGUGAAGUAUAUUCAAGUUUUACAUUCUCAAGUUUAAGGAAUGAAAAAAUUUCUGAGUUUCCAAAGCCAAGUCUUCCAACUGAAUUACUUGAGAUCUAAAAUGUUUUAUGAUUUUGAAAGCUUUCAGACCAACGACGAGUUUUGUUCGGAACGCCAUGAAGAAGAAGUCAAGAAGCUGCGAGGCGAAGUUGCAGAUCUCCAGUCCAAGCUCGCGGAUUUGCGCUCGGAACAUCUCUUGAUCAUCGAAAAGAAGCGGAGUCUUGAGGUUCCUUCUGAUUUGACCCAGCAAAACGCGAAAAUAAGGUGGACAACUGACAAAAAGUCAUUUUGGGAAGUUUACUUAGUUAGUCCUUUGUAACUUUCUGACGCAGCUACUUUGGUACUUCAUGUUCAUGUCCAAAACGUGAGGACACUCUCAAAUGAAAAGGAGCCGCUUGACAUCAUAGGCUCAUCUUCCGACAUUGCAAAAGAUGGUCUCUCUUGUCAAGUUUCUCUUCUUCUUCGUUCUUACUUCUUCAAAGUGUUUAAAUGCAGCUUCAUGGCAUCGAUAGGGCUAAUACAAAAUCAGCAACGGAAAAAAAAAAACAGUUCUUUGACGAGUAUGGGCCUCGACUAUUCUAUUUCUGGACCGCAAAAUAAAUUUGAAACUCAGACAGAAAAGGAAGAAGAAGCACAAAAGUCGCGUAACGAAGUUGCUAACCUUCAGUCCGAACUCACGAAAAUGCAUUCCGACCACCUCUUGAUAACCGAUAAGUAUCGGAGCCUCGAGGUUUCUUCCUUUUUCUUCAAAGAGAUGAAAAUCGAGAGUUUCAGGCGAAGAAAGAAGAAGAAGAUUCGACGAUGCGCUGUGUCAUUGAAGAGCUCCAUAAGCGCCUGGCUUCCUCGUCCGAGGAGCGUGAAGAGCUUCUGAAGAAAAUCGACCAACUUGGUCAAGAAAACAGCGACGCUUCGCGAGACAGCGUCGCGUUCCACCAACAACUGCUCGUUGCUCACAAGGAGAAGGAAGACCUCUGCAUCGAGGUCCGUUUCGUUCUCUCAAGAAAGUAAGACAAACUCGCGCCAGUUGAAUUUCGCUUUGACUUGUUUUCGCAGUUUUUUUUUUGGAGUGAUUAGAAAGCAGCUGUUUUCCCGAAUUCAAAGUUUUCUCGCAAAUCAUGGCGUAAUCAUGUUUUUUGGGAGAAAAAAAUAAAAUGUUUUUCAGAUGCAUAGACUGACUGAAACAGUGGAAAACUUGACGUCCGAGAACCGGGAGUCCAAAAAAAGAGUUCUCAAAUCGGAGAAGAAUCUGGAAGUUGCCCACAAGUAUGCAGAAGCUAUCAAGAAGGACCUCGCCGAGUUGAUUGUUUGAAUCGCUUAAUUUCACUUUAUAUAUGUUUUUAUUUUUUGAUCCAGAAACAGUCCCAAAGUUGUGCAGAUGAAGACUCCCUACGUAUCGAGGUUUUUCGUUGUGAGAAUUGAAGUUUUAAAUCUUUUCUCUCAGAUAGCUCGGUUGGGCGCUGAGCUGAGAGAUUCGUUGGAAGAGCGCUCCAAAAUGAAGUCCGAGUACGAGGAAAACAUUGAAAAGAUGAAAAUUCAGACCUCGGAGCAGGUUUUACUGACACAAUACUUUUGUUGAAUGCAGCUUGAAGGUCGAGAACUUGAUGCAGAAAUUGGAAUCUGAGCGCGCUUUGUCUUUGAGCGACCUCGAAAAACUGGGAAGUGAAAAAAACGCUCUCGAGAAACUUUGCUCAGAUUUGGUAAAUAUUGUUUCACCUUUGCAUACCCGGUUGCUUUCUUUCGAUCAUGAGCUAAAAGCUCACAAUCUUCAUAUUGAUGUUCUCAUGAUUGUCGGUAUUUCUGAGUUUUCUGUUAUUUUUUUUCGUCAUGAAGAAACUGUACUUGAAGUCUUGGCAGUGCAAAACGUAGUUUGGGAUGAAGCCGUCAUUUUGUAGAUUUUUUGUCGCGAGUCGAACGGCAAGCAUUAAAUUUACAACACUGCGUCCCUCGAAGAAGCAUAGGUUUGAGAGUUGCAGAAAAUUGUAGAUACUGUCCAUAAAUGUACACACGUUAUUAAGAAUAUUGCAGGGUUGAAUCACUUUUUACUCUCAAUAUAUUUUAAUUGCAGAAAGAGUCCCAAAGUUCAACAAAUGAGGGCUCGCCUAUUGAGGUUUUUGAUUGUCAAAAACUCACAAAUUUAUUUUUAUUAAAAUUUCAGAUAGCUCGGUUGGGUGCUGAGCUGAGAGAUUCGUUGGAAGAGAGCUCCAGAUUGAAGUCCGAGUACGAGGAAACCAUCGAAAAGAUGAAGAUUCGGACCUCGGAGCAGGUUCUGAUGGGGCAAGAGCUCUAUUCAACUCACCUUAAAGGUCGAGAAGUUGAUGGAAGAGUUGGAAUCGGAGCGUGCUGUGUUUUUGAGCGACAGCGAUAAGUUCAAAAACGAAAAAAACGAUCUCGAGAAACUUUGCUCAGAUUUGGUAAGCAUGUUUUUGGUUAUAUUCAAAAAAUCUUUGAUUAGAAAUUCAAUGAAAAGCUUUAUGAACUUUUUUUGUUUUUAUCAAGAACUACUCUCAGAUAAUUAGUUUUCCUUUCCGGGAGGAUGGUUUAAUAUUAAGAAGUUAUGAAUAAGUCAAGUGAAACUUCUCGAAAACUCUUUCCCUCCAUCGUUUUUGAGUGUUGAAUUGGUUCAGAGAGGGGAAAUAACGAUUUUGACUUCGCGACUUGGUCUUCUAGACGCUCAAAUAGCCGAAGAGCGAGAAUCGAAGAUAUUUUCGGAGGAAGCUGUCAGCCAAAAAAAGCAGCAGAACUGCGUCCGUUGCGUUCAGCUCGACGUCCAGAUCCGAAACUUGGAAGAAAAGGUCAUCUUUGUCAUUUUCAGAUUACUUUACCGGCCAUGGAAUAUUAUAUUUAAAAAAAUUUUUUUUUCAUUUCUCGUGAAGUUGUUGAGCGCAAGCUGUCAACUGGAAUAAUCGAUUCGCGGAUUAUAUUUGUGUUAAAAUUGAAAGAGAUUCUAAUUUUUAAGGGUCCAUUUUACACUCAAUUUUUUUGAGAAGCGCAUGUAAAUUCCCAUUCCUUUUUUCAUUAUGGUUAGUUUUUAUGUGCUCGAGAAGGUCAGAACGAAAAAAAAGUGAAGGAAUCGUAAAGUUGAGUAAAAAAUUUAGUAAUCGGUAAACUUCUAACAGUGUGGAUUAAUUAUAUAAUUAGGUUUCUCGCUAUUUUGAUGUCCAACCACCUUAUUCUCAGGUCAAGCUGCUCAACGCCGAGUACAGUUUUAUGAAGUCGAAAAUAGAAAGUGAGCAGAGCAAGUCCGAGCAGCUCUCAGCACGUUUGACAGAAAUGCGCGAUGAAGUUUCUCAUUUUCCAUUUCUUUCUUUCAUGAGUUAUUCAGAUGCACGAGAAACUCGCCGAAAAGGAAGAAAAACUCCAUAAGUAUAGAAACCGUAUUGCAGAGUUGGACUCAUCCCUGAAACGUUCUGAAGCGCAGAAGAAGGAUGUUGGUUUUUUUUUUGUUACGAAUUCGUUUCCCUGAUUUAUUUUUCCUGUUCUCUGAGCUAGUAAAAGUUCUAGAUAAGGGUUUGUUAUAAAUAAUUUAAUUUUAUUCUAGCUCAUAGUUUUUUUAUGCUUAGAAGCUAUUUCGCAGAUUUUGUCAUCAAUUUAUUUGUCACAAACCGAUCGGAGGCUCGUAAUAUCUAUUGCGCACUUUGUUUUGUCUGUGACAAGCAAGCGAUGAUUGUGUAUCUCAUCAUUGGCAUUCCAUAUUUUCUAGCUUUCCAACUGGCGAUCAGAGAUCGACGAAAAGAAUAGGAAGUUGGAAGAGAAGCUGCAGCGAGAGAUCAUUAGAGCCAAAGAAGCAGAAGCACAAGCCGAGGCAAUUCAGUUCAAAAAUAUAGUGUGUCAAAAAUGGUUUCAGAAAGGAACCAACACGGCAGAAGCAAAAGAAGCCCUCCUUCUCCAGGUAGAAGACUUGCAGAAGCGUCUUUCCGACGCCAUCUCCGAAAAGGACGCUGCCGAAGACCUCAACCUCAAGCUUCAGGCCGACGUCUUCGCUCUCAGAACGUCAGUUUUCGUACUCUGUUUUACGUCUUUGUUCAGAAAAAGAAAAAAAAAGAGUGAAGAUGGGAGUUUUCAUUUAUCUGCUACUUAGUUUUUUUUCAGAAAGUCGAGUGAAGCGGCAUGGUCAAGCGAAAAAUGGUCAUUGGAGAAGAAAAUCCGAGACUUUGAGUCAGAGGUUCUGAAGAGUAUUCCAAAAAUUUAUUCUGCUACGGUUUUCCCAGAUGCGUGAACUGCGCGACCAACUCGACGUGGCUUUGAACUCGAAGCCCGCGGUCGUCACCAAAACAGACUCGGCCCUCAUCGGAGAGCUCCAGGAUCUUCGUUCCAGAAUCAAGGCAUUCUUUUGACAUACAUUUUUCUUAAAUCUUCUAAUUCAGGACUUGGAGCAGAAAAGCGCUGAGAAAACGGCAGAGAUCGAACUUCUCUACAAGGUCGAACGGAAAGAAGUUUUAAGCAUCUAACAUAUUGUUUUCAGCAGAAGAUGAAUGGAGUGGAAUACGUGAAAGAGCUGAAGCGAAGGAUAGCGGAACUGGAGAAAUAG
This is a messenger RNA of Caenorhabditis auriculariae, 7324 nucleotides long. The record is from the annotation of a GenBank genome assembly. Lineage: Eukaryota; Metazoa; Nematoda; Chromadorea; Rhabditida; Rhabditidae.